Molecule: messenger RNA, 1171 nt
Organism: Episyrphus balteatus (marmalade hoverfly)
Lineage: Eukaryota; Metazoa; Arthropoda; Insecta; Diptera; Syrphidae
Exons: 4
Coding region: 173-1171 (332 amino acids)
Source: RefSeq, a predicted model, not a curated record
GUUAUGUCAAAUUUGCUUGGUUUCAGCUGCAACGCUUAACAUUGUACUACGUAUAUUUUCGGGACAUAGAGCAAUUAGCGGUUUAAAUGUGGUGCAUUUAUUAGUGUGAAAAGUGAGAAGGAGUAUAACUGGAUGGUGUUUUAGUAGUGUGAAUAUAUAGGGUUAACGUAUAAUGAAACUUUCUGAAGUCCUUCAGGCUAUUCGAUUGAUAAAAACAGGCAAUCACGGAACAAGCUUUCAAAAGUAUCAACCAUCUGUGACGGAAAUGAUUUCGGGUGGAAUAAGUCAUCAUCAGUCACCGUAUGGACAUCAUCUCUAUUUGAGUCCGCACUAUGGUAAUCGAGGAUCAAUUCACGCUGUUCCAUCUGUCACUCAUAUUAUAAAACACGUUGGUACUGGCACAAGUGCAAGUGGAGCUUAUGGAGGAGGCCAACAUGGCUACCAUCAUACAUCCGGUUAUGGUGGUCAUGUGGGUGUUUCUAGUGGUGGUCAUGGGGGCGGCGCACCAGCAGGUUAUGACUACCAUCCCCCAACGGGACAUCAUGUACCAGUAGCCGAAACCAUUGAACCAGUUUAUACAACAGGAAAAUCUGGAAAAACCGGUGGAUCAUCGACCAUUACAGCCCUAACCCUACUCUCAUUUCUAUUUUUCCUUAACAUUCUCCAAGGAUGUCUGAAAGAACACAUGGACACGAUGAAUCCAACAGUCAUGGUAAUGACAGCCGGAGUCGCCCGAACCAGGAACAGUAAAUUAGCGGAAAUGAAUUCCAGAGAGCAACAAAAUUCCAUUUCACAUGUUUUGCCUCAGCCUGUGCAGCAAAAUUUGAAUCGAGGUGAACCCUAUCCUGAUGCCUCGACCAAUGUAGACAACCAAACACCAUUUAAUGGAGGCGGCGGCAGUGGCAGCAAUACGAAAAUUGAAUAUAGCAACAGACCUGACCCCGAACCAGAAUACUAUCCAGCUUAUGUAAAUCGAACAUUGACACUGGCUGCUAAUAAUUAUCAGGACCGAUACCAUUACCCAUACCGUCAUUAUCAACGUCUACCCUUACCCUCUCCAUCAUCACCAUCAUCCUCAUCAUCACAAUCUUCGUUCUCUUCCGGUUCCAAUUCACCAAGUAGUAAUUACUAUUCAGAGACAAUGGACCCUUACUACACAAGAAUAAAUUGA